AUAAAACUACUUUAAAAUCGGUUGUUCCAUGUUUUGGGUGUGGUGUACUUUGUUGAAAUCAACAACUAUAUUGUAAAAAUCUACUAAAAAACAAACCCUAAAACAAAAAUGAUCACUAAACUAUGUGUGUUGAUUGUUCUGUGUUCAAUACCUGCAGCUCUCUCUGUGAGAUGUUACCAAUGCGCAUCGUUUCAAGAUCCGAAAGGAGAAGACAAUUGUGGGGCUUACAAAAGGUUCGACCGAGAUAGUCAUGUAGCCGUGGAGUGUAACAGUGACGAGUCACAUACGCCAGGGUCUUUCUGCAUGAAAUUAACCCAACAGGGUCCAAAAGGAUUCAUAUGGGACGGAAGAUGGCGGCAAGUGAUUCGCCGUUGUGCGUCAGUGGCCGACACAGGUGUCACUGGAGUUUGCAACUGGGGCGUCUACCCGAACGGAGUGUACUGGGAAGAAUGCUAUUGUUCCACAGACGACUGUAACCAUUCCUCAUACAUACAAGCCUCUCUAAUGCUGACUGUGACUGCAAUAGUAUUCACUGUGUAUUCAUACAGCAGCUAAUAAUUCUAAGAUAGUCAUUAGUACUUUAAGUGCCUUAUAUGACUGAAAAAUAACAUUCUGUUCUGUACCGUCCAUACACUUACUGAUAAACAGAUAUCAAUGACCUAUAUGAUCUGUAUACUUAAUAAUUGUUGUGAUUUUGUCACUGGUAAAGUAGCAAUAUCUUCAGUUCACAGUUUACUGUGUAUGAUAUAUUACCAACAUACUUAAUAGAUCACAUCUAAGUCUUAACCAGAAAAACCAUUACCAAAAUAAACAUUAUUUCAGAGAGAUAUUGCCUAAAUCUUUCUGUGAUAGACCAAAAUAUGCGGGUGAAGCUAUGGGCAAAAGCUAGUUUGGGGCCGUUCAAGUAUUACGUAAGCACCAAGGGGGGGUGGGGGGGUCUCUGUUUUGCUUAUUUUGGAUGACAUGGGGGGUAGGGGGGUCUAGAUGAUGAUUACGUCAUCGUUAGUUAUUUCAUCAUUGCAAACGUUGUGAUAGGGAUAGAGACAUGCGAUUAUUGGUUUUACGAAGGUAAUACGAUAGAGAAUAAUACAAAGUAAUAAAAACCACCGGUUAUAGGGGCAUUUUUUGGAGAAAUUUAUUAAAUAACCAAAAAAACACGAAUUUAAAAGCAUUUUUUUUAUCAAAAAGUAUCAUUUUUUAUUAUUUGUUGGCCUUUUUUGUGUAUUUAAUGUAUUUUUUAAUAUCGCCCGUUAUUUAGCAUUAUUACUGUUUUUACUUUAUCAGGAUAUACCGCUUAGUUUAACGGUAAUUACGUUUUCUUUACAAUAAGUAAUUGGAAGAAAAAAAAACUAUAAAAAAUUAAAAAAAUAUAUAUCAAUAAUUUUUUGACCUCUUUUUUGUCGAUAAAAAUAGGUCUAGUUUCAUCUAUUUUUAUAUCUACACUUUAACGUGACUCACACUGUAUAAAAAACAUUUAUAACUAAAAAUGUUUAUGUAAGCAUAGGGGGAGGGGGUAAGUGCUUUGCUUACUUUUGAUGACAACGGGGGCGGCGGGGUAAAAAAUGGUAAGAAAUCUGCUUACGUAAUACUUGAACGGCCCCUUUGUGUUUAGGUGUGUUGGUAAUAACAACUGUGUUACUGUUUUAGCACUGAAGAUAAUAUCCCAACAAUUGGUUACUAUUUACACCUUACAAUAAUAAGCUCAAGUGUGAAGACAUAGUAAUUGGUACAAAUUGUACCAAAAGUCUGAUUGAGAAUCUCAAUUUUGUAUGUUAUUUUUCACUUAGUGUAUUAUGUAAAUAAUAGUUUUCUGAUCUUGUUACAAUCUCUUAGCCUUUUGAUAUUUAGAUGAACUGAAAAGUUAUUUUGGUUUAGACUUAACCAUUAUAUUUUUGUGAAAAAUGAUUUAUUUAAGUCCUAUCUCUCUAAUAUUUAGACUUAUUGUUUUCUUAGUGCAAUGAAACAUUCCUUCUUAAAGUCGAAAGUCAAAAUUUCUUUAUUUGUAUACAGGGUGUCAGGUAAAUGGGUAUAUGAGCCGACACUAGCCCAUGUUAACAUGCAUAUAAAUGGUAUGCUGAAGUCAGAAAUUUGAUAUCAUCAUUUUAAUUUUUUAAAUGUUCAUACAAAAUAAAAUUUUAAGAAUCUGAUUUGUAUGAAAAUUAAAAUAAUUAAAAUGAUGAUAUCAAUUUUCUGACUUCACCAUACCAUUUAUAUGCAUAAUAAUUAUGUUAACAUGGGCUAGUGUCGGCUCAUAUACCCAUUUACCUAACACCCUGUAGAUAGACUAUUUAAAUAGUACUUACAAAGCGUCAAAUAUUUUGCUCUUGCCAAAUACAUUCCAUAACCCUACGGGAGUUCACAAAGAUCAUCCGACCGGACUUCGCAAUUACCCAAGUGUUAACCAACCACGGAUAUCACAAAAGCUACUUAAAACGUUUCCACAUCGUCGCAGAUGACCACUGUCCUUGUGACGACCAAACGCCACAAACAUGGGAACAUCUUCUUACACAAUGCCCUAGAUUCGUCACACAACGCCACAUCCAUGAAACCACUUCUCGCUUGCUUAACGUAAAUCCUUACAAUCUAAUAGAUAUAACCAAAAAAGAAGAAACUACCAAUAGCUUUAAAAUAUACAUAACCUAUAUAGUAAACAGCCUGAAAGAUUUUAAUAAAUGAACACCCACAAAAUCUCCAUCUAAAACACCGCAUUGCAAUUGGAGUAAACCGUUAGCACCAGUUGCAAGUGCAUUUCAGUAGCACUAAUAUAAAAAAAAAAAAUACAUUCCAUAUUCAGGUUAAAAGUUAAAGUUUUGGAAAAUGAGUAUUUAAUAUUAAUUAUUAUUGCAAUGAUACCUUCACGAUUUUCUGCAAAGAAGAACUUGACAGACAUACAACUUAAUUUAUAUUAUGUUUCUUGUUACUAACAUUUAUUUUUAAAUAUUUUUCAACAAGGACUGUCAUAUUUUGUUAUAUUUAUCGAUAAUGCACAAUAAUAUGGAAUAGAUAGAUAGAAAGUAUUUAUUUAUAAUAAUGAUUAUGUAUUUAUAAUCAGUAUGUAUUUAUAAUAAUGAUUAUGAUCCUAGUUUUAAAUGUAUUUCACAUUAUGGUAACUCAACCAAUGAUUGACUGAUAGAUAUUGCAUUUUGGUAUCUAAAUAGACCUUGUUAUCAAACUGAUCCGUUAUUUUUUAAGUUUUAAGUUUUUAGUCUCCAUUUUCAAAUUAAAUGACGUAGCACAUUUGGGACUUCCGAGUUGAUAAGUCUGCUUUGACCUUAACAUGGAAUCAUAAUUAGGGAUUAAAUAUAUAAUGUAUAUUAGUAUAAUUACUAUUAUUAUAAACAUAAGUAGUGCCUGUGAAAUGAAAUAUGACGCCGUCCGUUUUGUAAGUUUUGUCAAUUGAAAUAAAAUCUAUUUACUAUGAAUAA
Ostrinia nubilalis (European corn borer) is the source of this 3425-nucleotide messenger RNA. RefSeq lists its product as uncharacterized. NCBI's taxonomy places the organism in Eukaryota, Metazoa, Arthropoda, Insecta, Lepidoptera, Crambidae. The transcript has 3 exons. Bases 109 to 555 code for a protein of 148 amino acids. The record is from RefSeq and is a predicted model, not a curated record. Gene Ontology annotation, biological process: positive regulation of voltage-gated potassium channel activity; sleep; regulation of synaptic transmission, cholinergic.